This is a messenger RNA of Camellia sinensis, 1557 nucleotides long. RefSeq names its product Wound-responsive family protein. Gene Ontology annotation, cellular component: VCB complex; nucleus. The record is from RefSeq and is a predicted model, not a curated record. Gene Ontology annotation, biological process: protein ubiquitination. Gene Ontology annotation, molecular function: nuclease activity. NCBI's taxonomy places the organism in Eukaryota, Viridiplantae, Streptophyta, Magnoliopsida, Ericales, Theaceae.
UUUUAUCAACGAACCGAAUUUUAGAAAAAAGAAAAACAAGAAAAAGAAAAGAAAGCCUUCGUUUUACGCUAAAAAGUACCUGGGCUCCAUACGUUCUUUCUUGUUUCCUAUGUGGAGGUUAGCUGCUCAUCACUCUCUCUAUAUCUAUCUCUCUGCAUAGUAAUCGUCGCCGGAGAAUGGUCGGAGCUCAACUUUGCGUCCGUACAGUUUCCGGUUCCGGUGAUCUUCUGGAUCGAGCAAAUGUGAGCCGUCAAAUUCCGAGUUCGCUAGGUUGUUAUUCUUCUUUUUCGCUUCGCUUCUCGUUUCAAUUAGGUUUCUGGUACGGACAUUGUCGUAGAUCAAAAUCGAUCUUCGUAUCCUGCAAGUCCUCUCGAAGCUUCGGUCACAAUUCACACGGCACCGGAGAUACUGAUCACGACUAUCUCGAAGCCUUCGUGCUUCUUUCCGAAACUAUCAAGCACUACCGGAUGCGUCUGCAAGGAUUUCAAGAAGAAAUCAAGUGGCAGUCCUCUGCCCAAUUGUUUCCCUUCUCUGUUCAAGCAAAGGAAUCUAGAGCUGAUGUCAGUUCAAUAGGACCGGCAUUUCUUCGUCGUUUCCAGAGUCCCACAAUUUUUUUGAAAAUCUCUUGUGAUGGGGACCUCUUGCUACCUAUAAUUGUAGGGGAAUUUGCUGUUGAAAAACUUAUAGAUUCCACAAGCGAGGAUGAGAGUUGGGAUUGCCCAAAUCAGUUCCAGCUUGUGAGAAACCUUGUGGAGAAACUUGGCUAUAGAGUCACAAUGGUGAGGAUUACAGAAAGAGUAGUUAAUACUUACUUUGCCAGGAUAUUUUUUUGCAAGCCUGGGGAAAAAGAUACUCUAAGUGUUGAUGCACGUCCCUCAGAUGCCAUAAACGUCGCAAAGAGAUGCAGGGCACCCAUAUAUGUAAAUAAACAAAUUGUUUUCACAGAUGGCAUUAGAAUUGCUUAUGGGAUGGGCAGAAUGCCGGAUGCAAAGUCCAUAUAUGAUGUAUCUUUAGACAGUGCUGCAGAUGGUCCAGAUUUACUAGCUGAGGAAUUAGAUUUGGUGAGGAAUAUGAAUUUAGCUGUCAAAGAGGAAAGAUACAGCGAUGCAGCCAUGUGGAGAGACAAACUCAUGAAGCUUCUUGAGUCAAGGCACGAGCAUUAAAUAAUUGUCCAGUGGUUUGGUUCGUAGAUGCAUCUACUUAUGGAUGAUGAGAUGAGUAAAAGAAGACUUGUAGAUGUUUGAAAUCACAAUUCCAUAUCCACACAAGCUGAUGAAGGAAAACGCAUGAAAUUGGUAAAUAAUUGAAGUAACUUGUGAAACAUUGUCACGUACAGCUUUGAUUUAAAGUAGGAAUGUUGUACCUCCUGUAAAUUUGACGUCAUAAACUAUUAUAUACUUGAACAGAAGUAUGUUUUCCAAACUGGGCUACAAAUUUGUUUGUAUGUAACAGUUGAAACAUCAUGUAUAACAAGAAACGAAGACAUUGCUUUCCAAUUUAUAUGUAAUAACCUAAUGUACGAUAUAGUUCAGUGUUUAAUAUACCUCUUUUAGUGAA